This is a messenger RNA of Trypanosoma cruzi, 375 nucleotides long. RefSeq lists its product as uncharacterized. Lineage: Eukaryota; Euglenozoa; Kinetoplastea; Trypanosomatida; Trypanosomatidae. The record is from RefSeq and is a predicted model, not a curated record. Bases 1 to 375 code for a protein of 124 amino acids. The transcript has a single exon. Gene Ontology annotation, biological process: microtubule-based movement. Gene Ontology annotation, cellular component: cytoplasm; cytoplasmic dynein complex. Gene Ontology annotation, molecular function: dynein intermediate chain binding.
AUGCACGCCGAGGAUAUUGACCCCGCGACUUUCUCCCUCCGCCCGGAGCAUAGGCAAAAAUUUCGUCCCAAUGAUAUUCGGCCAAUUGUUCGCUCCAUCAUUGAGUCGCGGCUUGAGAACGAACCGUACAGGGCGGACGAAAUUCAAAGUAUUAGUAAAGAAAUCGCCGAUACGGUACGGGAUAGAAUUCGUACCAUGGAUCUGGAGCGAUACAAAAUCAUGGUGCACUGCAUGAUUGGAGAGCAGCGCGGACAAGGGCUGCGUGCGGGGUGCAAAAUGUUUUGGGACUCCGACACGGACGAUUACUUUGAGGAGGUAUACAUUAACGAAUACCUUUUUGCCGUCGUGACGGUGUUUGGGCUGUACCAGUACUAA